Messenger RNA from Gavialis gangeticus (Gharial), 3004 nucleotides. It is a transcript of the gene FGG, whose product is annotated as fibrinogen gamma chain. Gene Ontology annotation, biological process: protein polymerization; platelet activation; blood coagulation. The record is from RefSeq and is a predicted model, not a curated record. NCBI's taxonomy places the organism in Eukaryota, Metazoa, Chordata, Crocodylia, Gavialidae. The transcript has 10 exons. Bases 1414 to 2709 code for a protein of 431 amino acids. Gene Ontology annotation, molecular function: signaling receptor binding. Gene Ontology annotation, cellular component: fibrinogen complex.
UCUUAAGCUAUAGCUGCUAUUGGCCUGACCGCUUCUAUACUAGCAAUUAGGGGAAUACAUCACAACUGCUGUUUGGCUUUUAGCCAUAUAUAUUCAGCUGUGUAUAUUUGGGAAAGAGAAACAACCACCUAUGUCAUAGUGCAAUGUCCUUCUAAAACCUGUGAGCUGGAGUUUAUGAAGAUACAACUGGUUAGCAUAAAGUUUAUGAGGAUACAAAAAAAGAUUAGAUAUUUUCUUUCCUGUGAUUAUGUUAAAGAGCACAAAAUAUAGGGGUCAUAAACCUUCAUGUUUCAGGCCAUAGCAAAAAUAAUAUCAAGCUUCUAUCUUAUGUUUUUGUCCAUAGACUUCAAAGCACAAAGGAGGUAGGCAUCAUUAUCUCCAUUUUAAUAAUAUAUGUAUAUAGCAGGCCAGUAACAGAACUUAGUGUUUCUUUUCCCAGUUAAUACGCCACCUUCUCUCUGCCAUUUAUUCACUGGUCAAAUAUUGUUAGAGACUUCAGUUGAAAUAAGGGCCCCAUUAUGUUAGCCAUUUUAGGAACACAAAGUAAAAAAUUAGCCUUGGUCAAAGAAACUGUAACCCAAAUAGAUGAGACUGGCAAAAAAGAAGAGAGAUGUACUUGGAGAAACAGAGAUGAUGUUUGCAAAAGGACACAUUGUUGCCAUUAUUUUGGAAAACUGAGGCACAAAUACAUAAAAUGAUGUUUAAAUGGGAAAUCUGUAGUAGAGCUGGGAAUGGAGCUGAGUGUCCCUGUUCUCUACUGUCAUUGUCUUCCAGGGAUGAGUUCAGGCAAGUCGUGUCACUACCCUGUGCCUCAGUUUCCUCAAUAUGUACAAUAGAGAUAAUGAUACCUCCCUUCUGAAGCACUUUGAGAUCUGCUGAUAAGAGUGAGGUUUCUUUGUUAUUUGUUAAAUUAUUGUCAUCUCUAACAUUUACCAGUCAUCUUAAAGAGUUACUGCGGCUUGUCCUUGAGCUAAUCAACUCAUCUCAGGUACCAUUUCAGUACUGUUCAGGCAUGUAUUAGUUUACUUUUGUGUUACAGGACAUGGUUGCUCCAUGCCUCUCUUUACCUUUCUACAGACCCUAAGAACAGCCUGGAUACAAAGGGGGUGGCAUGGGUGAAUGGCAAACUGCUGCUAAAACAGGGAGGAGCAGAUGCUGGUGUACAAAUUCUAGGAAUCCACCAUAAAGUUAUUGAGAGGCUGUUCUCCCACGCAGUAGCCCCACCCCAAACUAUUGCAUCGCUGUUCCCACCCCCUGACCUGCCCCUUAAGCCCCAGUGGUGUGUAGCAAGCAAGAUCAGAUUCCAGUGGCCCAUAAAGCUGGCUGUCUCAGUCUUACCCUGCUCACAGGGAUAGAGUCCCUUCAGGCACAGGCUGUACAAACCAGCAGGGAGCACACAUUAGUAUAGACACUAUGAGACUGAUGUUGUACAACUGGGCUACUGUGCCUCUCCUGUCCUUACUCUUUUCCUCUUGCACAGGAUAUCCGCCUACCCAAGAUAAUUGCUGCAUCUUAGAUGAACGAUUUGGUAGCUAUUGCCCAACCACAUGUGGCAUUGCAGACUUCUUGAGUGAGUAUCACAUUUCUGUGGAUCGGGAUCUUCAAAUCAUUGAAAAACUCUUGCAGCAAAUUGAUAACAGCACUGCAGUAACAGAACAGGUGAUCCACCAUAUCCGCAACAUCUACCCAGAAGAAAAACAGGUUCAUCCAAAUUUGGUUGAUGAUUUAAUUCAAAAAUCCAGGAAAAUAAUUGAAGAAUUUAUAAGAUAUGAAGCAACUAUUAUAAAUAAUGAAGAAGUUAUACAGCAGUUGACAGAUAUGUAUAUUUUAAAUAAUAAUAAGAUCACACAACUGAAACAAAAGAUUGUACAGCUUGAAGUGAAAUGUCAGGAACCAUGCAAAGACACUGUCCAAAUACUGGAUGCAACUGGAAAAGAUUGCCAAGACAUUGCAAACAAAGGUGUCAGAAAAAGUGGUCUUUACUUCAUCAAACCUCUAAAAGCUAAAGAGCAGUUCCUUGUCUAUUGUGAGAUUGACACACUUGGCAAUGGAUGGACAGUGUUCCAGAGAAGACUUGAUGGGAGUGAGGACUUCAACAAAAAUUGGGUUCAGUACAAAGAAGGAUUUGGACACUUGUCACCAGAUGACCAAACAGAGUUCUGGCUUGGCAAUGAAAAGAUUCAUUUAAUAACCACUCAGUCUCCUAUUCCAUAUGCCUUAAGAAUAGAACUGGAGGACUGGGAUGGCAAAAAAAGGACUGCUGACUAUGCCAUGUUCAAAGUGGGACCUGAAAAUGACAAGUUCCGAAUGACCUAUGGCUACUAUAUUGGUGGUGAUGCUGGGGAUGCCUUUGAUGGGGUUGAGUUUGGGAUUCAACCAGGUGACAAGGCUUUUACAUCCCAUAAUGCCAUGCAGUUCAGUACAUCUGACAAUGACAAUGAUAGGUAUGAAGAAAAUUGUGCUGAACAGCAUGGAUCUGGAUGGUGGAUGAAUAGAUGUCAUGCUGGACACCUCAAUGGCAAAUAUUAUCCAGGUGGCAGGUACUCAGAGAAAGAUUCUGGAACUGAUAAUGGUAUUAUCUGGGCAACCUGGCAUGAUCAGUGGUAUUCCCUAAAGAAAACUUCCAUGAAAAUCAUUCCAUUCACCAGACUUGCAAUAGGAGAAGGACAGCAGCAGGCAGGCGGUGUCAAACAGGUUGGAGAUGUUUAAAGGGACAUUUUAACAAAGAUUUAUUGGGACAGAAAAACAAAAUCUUCUAUACGUGGGACACUGACCUCACAUAGCUUUCUUCAGUUCAGCUUUGCCUGUAGAUUAUGCCCAAUAGUAAAAACAAAAUUGUGAAAUCCCCGAGCCUUUCUCCAUGAGCAGGUUAUUGGGUAUAUUCUUUGUGUGGUUACUUUUCUGUAUGUAUUCUCAAUAAAUUUUUGAUUCCAGUAAGCAAACAAAUUUGCCAUUAAUGUUCUAGUAAUAGACAAAGUAAACAUUACAAAGGUUGAAAAGUUAA